Molecule: messenger RNA, 360 nt
Organism: Dibothriocephalus latus
Lineage: Eukaryota; Metazoa; Platyhelminthes; Cestoda; Diphyllobothriidea; Diphyllobothriidae
Source: the annotation of a GenBank genome assembly
AUGAAUGACUUAGCUUGUAAUGGGAACGAAACUAAUGAGGGCUCUCCGAGUGCAUCUUCCAAGUCGAAUUCCCCCAAGAUCUCAUCUCGUAUCAUCAGCAUUCCAAAUCCUUCCUUCUCCCGCUCCGACUGCGCCAUCCUCUCACCGAGUCUUAUCUGGAAGAGUGCUCACAAUCUUUUUACACUAGAUGAGCUAGAACUGAAUGAACGGUUGCAGUGGAUAGACAAUCAAGGCCUGUUUGACGUACUCUUCGGUGUUCCCCGCCUUCACACUGGCAUAAACAGACUUAGAUUUUCUGAUCGGCCCGCGGUGAAUGCGUUUGCAACAACAGUUAUCCUCAAUGACUUUCAUAUUGAGUGA